Molecule: messenger RNA, 605 nt
Organism: Varroa destructor (honeybee mite)
Lineage: Eukaryota; Metazoa; Arthropoda; Arachnida; Mesostigmata; Varroidae
Source: RefSeq, a predicted model, not a curated record
CGUCAUCUGUUUCGCCUCGUACCAAAUGUAAAAAUAUGUGACAACAACAACGUGAUAAGGUCAUCGUCGUAGUAUAGUGCUUUCCCUUUUUCUGGGUGUUGCUAAGUGCUAAAGGGAACGAGCCCGACUAGGCAAAAAAGCGUCGACGGCCAAUGCAACCGAGAGAAGUUCGUCUACGGCAGUGCGACGACGUCGUUCACCAUUGCUCGUUUUUGCAUCGCUUAUUGCAAUCUCCAAAAGCAGACAUUUCAGCCAUGAGCGCAUUCAUACCCGUACGCUGCACUCGAACCUGUGGAGAGCACAAGGCUGCAAGCUCUCAACAAACGAAUUCAACUACUCUGACGCUAUUGCGGAUCCACUUUGUCCGUGAAAUGUUCUCCCCGGACUUCGCGGAAAACGACACACCAAUAAACUCCACGAGUUAUAAACGCUACAAUUGGACACUGUACACAGGAAGAGCUGGAACAACGGCAAACAGCGUUUUUCUACUUAGUGCUACCGCGCGAGACGACUAUUUAGAGGAACCCCAGGAGCAGCCCAGUGCAGUCCAAACAGAUCAGCGUCACCCGGAGGGCGGAUUUUAUGCGCUAUCUUCACUUGGCUAG